Molecule: messenger RNA, 573 nt
Organism: Iphiclides podalirius (scarce swallowtail)
Lineage: Eukaryota; Metazoa; Arthropoda; Insecta; Lepidoptera; Papilionidae
Source: the annotation of a GenBank genome assembly
AUGGCUUCUACGCACUGGCCAGUGUUAGGAGACCUUAAAGCCAAAAUUGUUACCCAGCAACGACACUGCAGUCUCUCAGAUAAGCGUAUAUUAAGCGGGCAGGGGCGCGCGGGGCUCGCGGGGGGGGGGGGGGGGGGGGGUAAGGGCUAUCCGGUUACGAGCAUCCCGCCCGCCCGUUCCAGUUUAGAUAAUUUUAGCCGCGCCGCAAAUCGGGAGGACAGGGGGAGGCCCGAGCCAACGAAUCCAUUUUCCAUCCACGGCGGCCACGGUUCGCGAACUGGGCGGCUCCUGCUGUUUUACGAAUGGGCAGACAAGUCCGGGUCGGAAUGGCUCCUGCAGUUGUACGAAUGGGCAGACAAGUCCGGGUCGGAAUGGCUCCUGCUGUUGUACGAAUGGGCAGACAAGUCCGGGUCGGAAUGGCUCCUGCAGUUGUACGAAUGGGCAGACAAGUCCGGGUCGGAAUGGCUCCUGCUGUUGUACGAAGGGGCAGACAAGUCCGGGGAAGUACCACGGCCUCACAGAGACCGGUGCAUCUUUAGUAGUAAAGUAACAGCCUAUAAAUGUCACACUGUC